ACAGUGGAGAUGUCAACAUAAUAAAUAAUGGUGAGAGGAGAGAGCGGACACACAAAACUUGUACAAAGACAAGCAACAGAGAACAAUUUCUGGCUAUUUCUUUCCCUGUUUGCGAACGAGGCUUUUUGCUUCCUUUUCAAAAGCUUCUCCAGAUCUUUUGAAUCCACCAAACUCGAGAAAGAAAGAGAUUUUACAGCUAGACGAGACAACAGAAAGAAAGAAUUUCUAUCUUGCUCACUCUGUUAUUAGCAGUCAGCCCUUUCUGUUUGGUUGCUGAGAAUAUUUUUCCAGUUGUGUUUUUCAUCCCUUUGUCUCUUUUUACGUUUUACGUGCGUUCUUUUGUUCUGCAUUAGGGAGGAACUGCUUUAAUCGUUUUCAUUUUCUUGUAUUUUCCCAGUAACCAAACAGAGAGAGAGAGUGGAUUAUGAAGAUCCACGCUUCACUGUCUUUUCUUUCUUUCCUUAUAUUCUUGCGUUUAACGGUCUACUUAUUUUCAAAUAUUGACUGCAUUUCUAUACAUAUACACGCAUGUCCCAUUAUAGACAUUUUCUUAGUUGCCAUGUAAAUUAUUCAUCUUCUUUUUUAUUCAUACUUGCUCAGAAUUUUAGAUGUUUUGCAUCCCAUUAUUAUUUGUGCCUUAUAAAAGAAAUCUUUCAAAACAAAUCGAUACUUUCCUUUCUUUUCUUUUCUUUCUUGGCAGAAAGCCUUCUGCUUAUAGUUUUACAUCACUUUCAUUUGAGGUUUGGUUCAUUUCUUUGAAAUCAAUUCUUGAUCUCGAUUCUAAUAUUUUCAUUCCUUGAGCACCAAUACAAUCAUCUUAUGUAUACACACUGGUUGGCUUUUCCUUUAGUUUGAUAUGAUAAUUGGGAUAUUGGUUUUGCAGAAGAAGAAGAAGAAGAGAAGGAGGAGGAGAAAAUGAAUAAUUCUGUUUCGGAUCAGAGCUUUUACAUAGAAAGUGAUGAGGAGGAUGACGAGAGGGAACUUAACAGAGGUGGAGAAGGUGAAGACAACGACGGAAAUCGAUCAGAUUCCGAUGAUUCUUUAGCUGAUAACCGACAGCAGAGCAAAAUUGGUUCUUAUAAUACUUCUUGGCCUCAAAGCUACAGGCAGUCCAUUGAUCUAUAUAGUAGCGUACCAUCUCCAAGUAUUAUUCUGGGAACUCCUACACUGUCAAGAUUAGGCAGUUCUUUUUUAUCCUCUUCCCUAACAAGAAGACACACACCGGAAUCGCUACCUUCUGUGACAAAACCUCUAAUAUCAAAGGCAGAAGAUGAGCAGUUGUCCCAACAAAGGCGCAGUUCUCAUUCUCUUCUUCCUCCAAUUCCCUAUAGAAGGUCUUUGAUUAAAAAGGAUGAGAAACCAUCCCAGAUUUCACAUGAACUUCCCAUUUCUCGCCACAGCUCAUACGGACAAGCCGUGGUUAAUGGCAUGAAUGUUCUAUGUGGAGUUGGGAUUUUGUCCACUCCUUAUGCUGCCAAAGAAGGAGGAUGGCUUGGGCUCUCUAUACUGCUCAUAUUUGCAGUGCUUUCCUUUUACACUGGUAUGCUCUUGUGUUACUGUUUGGAUAGUGAACCAGAGCUUGAAACUUACCCUGACAUUGGCCAAGCUGCAUUUGGCACCAUUGGUCGGAUUGCCGUCUCUAUAAUCCUAUACGCGGAGUUAUAUGCUUGUUGUGUUGAAUAUAUAAUUUUGGAGAGUGAUAACUUAUCUUCAUUAUUUCCAAAUGCACAUUUAAGUUUGGGUGGAUUAGUGCUCAACUCUCACCACUUGUUUGCUCUUCUGACCACUCUUGCUGUUCUUCCAACUGUUUGGCUUCGAGACCUCAGCGUGCUUAGUUAUAUCUCUGCUGGUGGAGUUCUUGCAUCAGUUUCGGUGGUCAUCUGCUUAUUCUGGGUUGGUCUGGUUGAUCUUGCUGGGAUUCAUAGCAAAGGAACAGUACUGAACCUUGGUACUCUUCCUGUAGCUAUUGGUCUCUAUGGUUAUUGUUACUCAGGACAUGCUGUUUUCCCAAACAUCUACACCUCCAUGGCACAACCUAACAAAUUCCCUAUGGUUCUCUUAGCAUGCUUUGGCAUUUGUACCGUGAUGUAUGCUGGAGUUGCUGUUAUGGGGUACACAAUGUUUGGAGAAUCAACAGCAUCUCAAUUCACUCUUAGCAUGCCACAAGAUCUAAUCGCAACGAAGAUUGCCAUGUGGACUACGGCAUUGAAUCCAUUUACCAAAUAUGCAUUAACCAUAUCUCCAGUGGCAAUGAGUCUUGAGGAAUUGAUACCAUCAACACAUCUGAAGUCUCAUGUUUAUGCUAUCUGUAUCAGGACAGCCCUGGUGAUCUCCACCUCGAUUGUUGGUCUCUCCAUUCCUUUCUUCGGUCUGGUGAUGUCUUUGAUUGGAUCUUUGCUCACAAUGCUAAUACAGGCCUUGAUACUUCCUUGUGCUUGUUUUCUAAGCAUCUUAAGGGCUAAAGUAACCAGAGUUCAGGCUGCACUCUGCAUCAUGAUCAUCACAGUAGGGGUGAUAUCAUCAGUCUUUGGAACCUACUCAGCCCUCUGCAAAAUUGUUGAGAGUUUGAGAAGCUGAAUUUUUGUGUUUUGUCUCCAUCAGUGAAAGAGUAAAUUUUGAUUUUCUAGACUACCUUCUUAAACCUUCCAUUUCCAAAUCCAUUUGAGUCUUCUUUUUUUAUUUUUUUUGCAAUGUAUUGCAUUCUCAAUUCCUUUUGAUGCAUUCAUAGUCUGCAAUUUUGAUAUGUCUAUUGGCGGUACUUAAAUGAAAAAUGAGUAUUGACUGUGUGUA
Molecule: messenger RNA, 2790 nt
Organism: Hevea brasiliensis (rubber tree)
Lineage: Eukaryota; Viridiplantae; Streptophyta; Magnoliopsida; Malpighiales; Euphorbiaceae
Product: amino acid transporter AVT1C
Exons: 12
Coding region: 916-2577 (553 amino acids)
Cellular component (GO): plasma membrane
Source: RefSeq, a predicted model, not a curated record